This is a messenger RNA of Lagopus leucura (white-tailed ptarmigan), 5506 nucleotides long. RefSeq names its product DET1 and DDB1 associated 1 (gene DDA1). The transcript is spliced from 5 exons. NCBI's taxonomy places the organism in Eukaryota, Metazoa, Chordata, Aves, Galliformes, Phasianidae. The coding region runs from base 73 to 384 and encodes 103 amino acids. The record is from RefSeq and is a predicted model, not a curated record. Gene Ontology annotation, biological process: positive regulation of proteasomal ubiquitin-dependent protein catabolic process. Gene Ontology annotation, cellular component: Cul4-RING E3 ubiquitin ligase complex.
GGGCCGUGAGGGAGAGCGGGCCCUGCGGCGGGGGCAGCCGAGCCCAGGGCCGAGGGGCUGUGGGAGCCCAAAAUGGCGGCGGAUUUUUUGAAAGGAUUACCAGUCUACAACAAAAGCAACUUCAGCAGAUUCCACGCGGACUCUGUAUGUAAAGCAUCAAACAGAAGACCAUCGGUGUAUCUUCCCACGAGAGAAUACCCGUCUGAACAAAUUAUAGUAACAGAAAAGACAAAUAUACUUUUGCGUUAUUUACACCAGCAGUGGGACAAAAAGAAUGCAGCAAAGAAGAGAGAUCAAGAGCAAGUGGAAAUAGAAGGUGAGAACUCGGCGCCGCCACGAAAAAUCGCUCGGACAGACAGCCAGGAUAUGAACGAGGACACUUAAACCCUCGGGCCUCUCCUCUUCUACUUUGCAGGCGCUUCCCGUUUUGUCUCAAAGUGUGUCAAUUUUGCCCCUUGCCCCCAUCUCUCACCCCUCCACUAUGCAGCCCAAACCACUUCUGACUUCAUAGGAGCCAAUGUAUUUAUUUUUUUUUUUCUCCUUUAUUAUUUUUUUUUUCUUUUUUUUUUUAAUUUAUGCCGUAAAACUUGCGGAGCAAAUGGUGGAACAAUCCAGUAAAACACGUAGUGUAACCUUAGUUCCUCCUUUCUAACAACAAACGCUGUCACUUUAACAGGUUUUGUUCAAUCUGUUACCUAACCGACCAGCUCUAGCUGUGGAAGCCUGGGGAGGAGAUGGGGGUUGCUGCAGAACCCCACAGUGGUGCGGGCUUUCAGAUUCAUGCACCCACUGACAUUAGUGGUGAACUCUUUGGAUGGGCCCAGUCCAGCCAGCAGUGUGGGGCCUUGCUGUUUUUCUCCAAGAUUCUGAAAUUGGCACUGCACUUAAGGGGGAAAAAAAACCAAUAAUCAUCAUGGAUGUCAUUUAGGAUUAUGUUGAUCUUAGCAAACGUGUUGUCAACUUGGUCUAUCAGUUGUAUUUUGGUCUGUUCUGUAAGGGCCAUGGUCAUUUAGCUCAUGCAUAGGUGGUCAUGGAGAAUUCAAGUGAAAGGUGUGUUGCUUGUGUUGCUCUUAAAUUCUAACAGUCUCUUGGUCUUGGACAGACUGAUAUGUGCAACUUCUCCGUUGGAAUAAAUGGAUGCUUUUAUCCUAUUCUGAGUAUUUGAUCAGCAGUGUAUUUGAGCAGCAGCUGAUGGAUGCAGUGAGGUUGGCACUUGCAAGCAGCGCUUGGUGGCCGAGUCUGGGAGCACCUCAGCAUCUCCAUCUGGUUCUGCCUCUGCUGCUGGCUCUGACUGAUGGUACGCUGUGCUUUUGGUGAUAUCAGCCCCUGUGGAAUGGAGUCCAGGACUUAGAGUUGAUCCAAAUGUGAGCUUCCGUGGUCUGUGCUUCAGGCCAAUCUCUUUGGGACUGUGACAGCUCAGUGCCUGUUACCUGAACCCUCACUGACUUCAGUAAGAGCAGAAAUGGAGCCCCCGAGUCACCUAGGUGGAUCCAGAGUUCAGAGACCAAAAGGAAACGACCACCGCCACCCGAAGGGGACAGGAGGUGUAGCGUAGUAACGAUGUCUUGUCUGCUUUCACGUAAGGAGCUGACUUCACACUGUGUUAGUUUAAAUCAGCACGUUUAUAACUGUGUUUUUUUCCUCGUUCACGAAUCCAAAACGCCGAGGAGGAGGUCCUGGAUCAACCCAGCGCCGCGCAGCCGCGAGCUUGGAGGACAGGGCUUCUGUUCCCCUUCCCCACCGCGUCCUUUGCCACCAGCAGACGCCGUGUGGUCAGGUGUGGGGCAGAGGGAGCACGGAGGGAAAUGCUGUUGCUUUGUGACUGGGCGUUGCGAGGCAGAGCCUUGGGGAGAGCAGGGCACAGCUCAUGGCUGCGUGCUAGGCACCAAGUGAAUGGAUUUAGCGUGAAGUUAACGCUGAGUAGGUUAGGUUAGACCUCUGUCCUGCCUUUUUGCUGUGGGAGUAACCUCCACGUUACUGGAAUGUUGCUGAAAAUGCCAACUGUGUUGGUGAAGAUGAUAAACGCUCAGAAUUCCUUGAGGUUUACUGGCAGCGGUGAGAAGACUUCCCAGAGUUUCGCUGUCAAAAAGUGCUUCUGUGCAAAGUGCAGGAUGCUGAUGGAAGGUGCUGCCUUAGCAUCUGCUCUCCCAGGGAUCAUCUGAAGCUGAGACUGGAGAAUCCUCUGAAGAGCUGUGAGAUAGCAAAAGAGGAAACGGACGUGCAGCUGGUGGUUAAGUGUGACCAAUUCACGUGUUGGGCAAGUUGGAGAGCUGCAGCCUUGCAGGCUCGUGUUUGUACAGUGCUUUAAAGUUGUAAAAUGCUGUAUACUUGAUUGGUAUGGCAAGGUUUGGGCUUUGCUGACUUCUCUGCUAGACAGAGUGAUGUACUAUUAAAGAGAGUUGGCACUUCUUUCCUGUUGUAAACCCCCUUUGUUCCCUCCGUGUCUUUAAAAAUGAUCUGGUUGCUCACUGGAGCCUUUGCAGUCUUUCAGAUACUUUUAAGAGGUGGAAGAAAGUUGCCUUUUUAAACUAGUUCUGAUGUGAUGGAGAAAAUAAUCUUCGAAGAGGUGUGAACUGAACUGAAGUAUCAAACUUGUCUUUUAUUUUCUUUCCUGCCCAUUUCUGGUUGUGUACAAGCAGUGUGGAUUUCUAAUAAUCACAGUGAGUCUGCUUCCAUCUGAGCCAAAGCAAGAGCUCGCUUCUUUCCUUCCUCCUCCAGCCUGCUGUCUGUGCUGCUGCCUCAAGCAAGCUGUCCUCAGGCUGUUGCACUUUGACUCUGUGUCCUACAUGGUAAGUGUCUCGGGUUGGAGUGUUGCAUGGAAGGUCUUUGCCUAACUGUGACUUCCUGGUGCCUUAGUGCAUUGAAAACAGCAACAACAAAAAGAGAAAGAGAACAAAAAAAUGCCUGCCUUUCUUGCUGAGCGCACUGUUUGUACAAUACCUGGUGAUUCUGAUUCUCUUGUUACGAGGUGACUGAAAUUUAGUGACCCUCAGGGGUUGUUUGUAUGUCUGCGUAGUGGUAUUUUUACUGUUUCUGUUAUGAUAUAUACUAAAGGUUUGGCUUUUGUAAUGAAAACUUGAGAUACUUGUCAGAGGCCAGAAUAUGAUGAUUUUGUUUUAGUUGAAUAGGGGAUUUUUGCUCACUGAUCAAAGCAGCAGAGCUGCUUCCUUAUGCAAGGGGAAGACAGCAGGGCGCUCCUGGCAGCUGAGGUGUGCACUGGUGAGUGUGGGGUGUCAAACAGCCUUUGUGUUGAACGUGUAGCCACACCAGUGACUGGUGUAGGGAAACCAACCUGCUGCUGAGGCUGAAUCCUGGCAUCCUAUGAACGCUUUUCUUCAGGAGAGAUGCAGUCAAAAUAAAACCCUCCUAACACGUCAGUUGGAGGCGUUGGAAGGAAGGCUUGACUGGUCUGUUCUGCAGGUGGUUCCUGCUGUUUGUGGAUCACUGCUCUGUAUUGUCUGAGUGUUCAGUUUGAUGCAGGUAGCACGGUCGGCUUCCAGCCGUGUCCUCCCUUCUGUCCUUGGAGGUUUUUCCAGGCCCUCCACGACCUGCUGUGCCCCCACACGCUGCUGGCUGUGCUUGGAGCAGAGGAAUGGAGGUGCUCCAGUGGUGGGUCUUCCUCCGAGGCAGAUGUUCAGCAUGCUGGGUGUUAGUCUCCACUUUAGCUUUCACUCUGUACCAGAUAGCUAAAGCAGGUAUAACUUCAAAGCUUUAUUUUUUGCUGAGCUCUUUGUCUCUGCCCUUAAUGGCACAGGAGUCUUGGGUUCGAUUUCUGUUUGUUAAGCUGCAGCCAUCAGCUGUGCUGCCACUUCCCAUUUCCUGGCUUGUUUGCUUACCACUGGCUUCAUUUUUUUAAAGAUCUUAUUUUUCAGAAAGACCUGCAUGUCUCUGAUAGGAAACCUAGUUUUCCUGCUUUGCUGACGUCAGCCUGGCAGCAGGGGAGUUGUGUGUGACCAGCGGGGUCGCAGCUGAUCUCUAUCCGUGCCACAUUUUAUCUGAUUUUUCUGCUGUCUAACAAAGAGGGGGAAAUCCUUUCCAUUAAAGGAGAGAGGGUUGAGUUUACCUGGGAGCAGCACAGGGUGUUUUUGGGAGCAAAGCAGAGGAUGCCCAUGAGGAGCUGUUGCAUCACAGCCUUGGUUCAGUGCAGGCUGACCUUUGUGCCGUGCUGCCUGCGCUUUGGGUUUCUCUUCUGCUUCCCAAACAACUGUGCAAUUACUGGACAGACAGAUCUUCUGUAGAUUGAAAAGGCUGAACCUGGGCUGCAGGGAAGGAAUUCUUGUUUUCUUCUUUGGAAGUGAAGCGAGGGAAUGAAACGCCAGCUUCCAGCCUGCUAACAAUGAGACUCUGUUCUUAAAGGCAGAACUUCGCUCGCGGUCCUCAGGCGCGAUGAACCGAGGCUCCCUGUGGGCGUGCUUUGAGAAUGAGCUUGCUCUGGGGAUAGGUUUAAGAAGCCUUACAGGAGCUGCUGAUGCUUUCUGAGGAGCUGAGUGGCCUCAGGCCCUUGUGCUGUUCAGGUUUUACCCACGGGAGCCUUGAGGAGGCUGGUGAGGAGGGAGGGCUGCACUGACCCUCCAGCAGGCCAGGUGCUGCCGGGCAGCAGUGCUCACUGCCAGGGUUCUGCCGUGCCUUCCCUUCCACCAGCCAGUCCUCCACUGAUGCAAGAAGCAGCCCCAGCCCUCCAGGAAAGCAAAGCUGCCUUUUCAUUUCCUCAUGCGACCAAAGCCAACUUCAAACACAUCUCACUGCUACCAGCUCCAUAAACACCGCUUGUCCAGGUUAGCUCUUGGUGAAUUGCCAUGCAGGCACUGCUGGAAUCUCCUGCUGCACGCACACAGUGCUUUGAGUUGAGAAGGGCACUGUGCUGACUAAUAUAAACUGGUCGGAUAUGGAUGUGGGUGAGCGUGGGGAAGGAGCAUGGGGAGGGAGCGUGCUCCUUGCUGGUGGCUCUCAGCUACAGGAGAUGACUAAUCCUCACUGUAAGGAACAGCUUGAGGUCUGCAUGGAUGGGCAGAGCUGAGUCACUGUGCUGCAGCGGCGCCGGCUUCCAAACGCAGUCAUUUCUUAUUAAUCAGUGCACGGUGUGCAGCUCGCAGCCUCACAGGGUAUUUUUAGUGAAACCAGCCGUCCUUGGCCAGCCGUGCAGCGGGACGGAGCGUCUCAGCUCACUGCUUCCUACCAUCCCCAGCUGCUUUCUGCUCCGCAUGGCACCGGGCUGCCUUUGGCAGGGCAGCGUUCAGCUUGUGAGCCUGUGUUCCUUUCCACCCUCAAACUUUCCUCCUUCACAAAAAAUAUCAUCUGGUGGGUCUGGGAGAAGGGAGGUUUUCCUGCCAGCUGCAUGUUGGCAGAAGGGCUGCCGUCGUGGAGCGACUGUAAAUACGCCGUUAGUUGGAUGUCGUGGCUGUUGUUUGAUUUCUUUCUUUCUUUUCUUUCUUUUUUUUUUUCUUUUUGCAUUUAUUUUUAAACUAUUCCAUGUUUGAUACCGUGUACAAUAAAUCUGCAGAAUUUA